This is a messenger RNA of Miscanthus lutarioriparius, 861 nucleotides long. NCBI's taxonomy places the organism in Eukaryota, Viridiplantae, Streptophyta, Magnoliopsida, Poales, Poaceae. The record is from the annotation of a GenBank genome assembly.
AUGGCCACCGCCUUCGAGUCCCCGACCUCCUCCCCCGCCGCCGCGCCCUUCCACGACGACCCUUUCCUCCACUUCGACGGCUCGGCCCCCGCCCCCGCCGACGGCUUCCCGGCCUCCCCGGACGCCUACGCGCCCUCCCCCUUCGGCAUGCCCCACUCCAACGGCGACCUCCACGACGACCCUUUCGCCGCACCCGCUGACUCCAACGGUGGGCCCAUCCUCCCGCCGCCCACCGAGAUGGGCCGCGAGGAGGGAUUCCUGCUCCGCGAGUGGCGCCGACAAAAUGCUAUCCACCUCGAGGAAAAGGAGAAGAAGGAGAAGGAGCUGAGGAGCCAAAUCAUCGUUGAUGCUGAAGAGUUUAAGAAAGCUUUUGUUGAGAAGAGAAAGCUCAAUGUUGAGACAAGCAAGGGCCAAAACCGUGACAGGGAGAAGCUUUUCCUAGCAAACCAGGAAAAGUUCCAUGCUGGUGCGGAUAAGCAGUACUGGAAGGCGAUAUCAGAACUUAUCCCACAUGAGAUUGCUAACAUCGAGAAGAGAGGGGCUAGGAAAGAUAAGGAGAAGGAGAAGAAGCCUGGGAUCGUGGUGAUCCAAGGCCCAAAGCCUGGGAAGCCAACAGACAUGGCACGGAUGCGGCAGAUAUUGCUGAAGCUGAAGCACACUCCCCCACCACACAUGAAGCCACCUCCGCCACCUGCUGCAGCCACCGGAAAGGAUGGAGCACCAGCUGCUGCUGGAAAGGAUGGAGCUAAGCCAGCAGCCCCUGCCAAUGGCAGUGUCCCUGAGAUGGAAAAGGCCGCUGCGGCGGCACCAGCGCCGGCAGCGGCACCACGAGCAGCAACUGAGCCGAUCGCAGCUGCCUAA